Molecule: messenger RNA, 1052 nt
Organism: Solanum dulcamara
Lineage: Eukaryota; Viridiplantae; Streptophyta; Magnoliopsida; Solanales; Solanaceae
Product: 18.1 kDa class I heat shock protein-like
Exons: 1
Coding region: 98-790 (230 amino acids)
Biological process (GO): protein folding; response to salt stress; response to heat
Source: RefSeq, a predicted model, not a curated record
CUCCACAACACUCUAAUCAGCAAGCAACUCAUUCUAUAACAUUUCAUUUUUUUUCCCUAAAAUAUUUUCUUAUUCCAAAACAAAGUGUACUGCAAAAAUGUCUUUAAUGCCUCUAUUUAACGGUCGCAAAAACCAUGCACGUCGUGUACAAAAUUCUCCGCCAGCAACAACAAAUACGCCUCGAUCCCAAAAAAAUCAGGAUCAUUCUGAUUUUUAUGAUCCAACAACAACAAAAAUGAAUCAAUUUAAAACAAAUCGAGGUGAGCAAGAUCUUUAUAAUUAUCCACCACCAACAACAAAUCAGGGUCGACAAAAUCCUAUUAAUCAACUAGCAACAACAAGAAUCACACAUCAAUCUAAAACAAGUCGAGGUCAUCCUUACAAUCCCUCUCAUCAAUUUUAUCUCGAAACCCCUCGAUCUCUCAUAGCACCAGCACUAUCAUUUCCACAUGAACUUUCAAUUCCAGCUCUAAUUGACUAUAAAGUAACCCCAGAGGCACAUAUUUUUAGAGCAAAUUUGCAUGGAUACAAGAAAGAAGAAGUGAAGGUACAAGUGGAAGAUGAUAGAGUCCUAAAGAUUAGUGGGGAGAAAAAAAUAAUACAAAAAGAAUAUGACAAUUGGCACCAUUUUCAGAAAAAACUUGGGAAGUUUUCAACGGUUUUUAACUUGUCUGAGGAUGCUAGGGUUGAUAAAGUGAAAUCGUCAAUGGAGAAUGGAGUGCUUAUUGUUACUAUUCCUAAGAAGGAAGCGCCCAAGAAAUCAUACGUUAGAACAGUUCGAAUAUUCUGAUAUAUAUAUAUAUAUAUAUAUAUAUAUAUAUAUAUAUAUAUAUAUAUAUAUAUUAUAUUUCGUGUCAAAAAAAGUUACUGUUGAAUCGUUGAAUAGAGGGUACGUACAUCAGCUAUUAUUAAUAUAGAUAAUGUGAAAUAAGAAGGGAAAAAAAUAAAGGGAAGUGCUAUAAGGUCUUUUAGUUAAUGGAGUCAAUUAAGUAAUUAAGUAUAUAUGCUUGUGUAAUAUCAGUAGCUCUUCAUAAAUAAAGGGGUAUUUUGAC